CCAGGAAAGACCCGCUGAAUCCUCACACCGUCUGUCAGCAUGGGGAGCGCUUGUUUUUCCCGGGACGUCUGUUUGUUUAUCCUCCUCAUAAAUACUUGCAGGGUGAUGGGGAAUGUCGGACUCUCAGAUGCAGACGAGUGUGCAGAGGGUUCAGAUGACUGCCACAUUGAUGCCCUGUGCCAGAACACGCCAAAAUCCUACAACUGCAUCUGCAAGCCGGGCUACAAAGGAGAUGGCAAGCAGUGUGAGGACAUGGAUGAGUGUGAAAACGAUUACAACGGGGGCUGUGUCCAUGAGUGCAUCAACAUACCAGGAAACUACAGGUGCACCUGCUACGAUGGAUUCAUGCUGGCCCAUGAUGGACACAAUUGCAUGGAUGUGGACGAGUGUCGGGACAACAAUGGUGGAUGUCAACAAGUCUGUGUCAACACCAUGGGGAGCUAUGAGUGUCAGUGCACACAUGGCUUCUUCCUCAGUGACAACCAGCAUACCUGCAUCCACCGCUCUGAUGAUGGGAUGAACUGCAUGAACAAGGACCAUGGCUGUGCCCACAUCUGCAGAGAGGCUCCGGGCAAAGGCGGGGUGUCGUGUGAAUGCCGCCCUGGCUUUGAGCUGGCCAAAAACCAGAAAGACUGUACCUUGACGUGUAACUAUGGAAAUGGGGGUUGUCAGCACACUUGUGAUGACACUGACACUGGGCCAGUGUGCGGCUGCCAUCAGAAAUACGCCUUGCACUCAGACAGCAAGACCUGCAUUGAGACCUGUGCCGUGAACAAUGGCGGCUGCGAUAGGACAUGUAAAGACACAGCCACAGGAGUGCGCUGCAGCUGCCCAGUGGGAUUCACCCUGCAGCCGGAUGGCAAAACAUGUAAAGACAUCGACGAAUGCCAGGAGAACAACGGAGGCUGCGAUCACUUCUGCCGGAACACAGUGGGCUCCUUUGAAUGCAGCUGUCAGAAAGGCCACAAACUGCUCACAGACGAACGGACCUGCGAAGACAUUGACGAAUGCUCCUUUGAGAGAACCUGCGACCACACUUGCAUCAACUACCCUGGCAGCUUCGAGUGCUUGUGCAACAAGGGAUACAUCCUGUAUGGCCUCACUCACUGUGGAGACAUAGAUGAAUGUAGUAUCAACAAUGGGAGCUGUGAGUUUGACUGCGUAAACACUCAGGGCGGCUACGACUGUGUGUGUCCACCUGGACAGAAACUCCAUUGGAACCGGAAAGACUGUAUUGAGGUGGUGAAAUGUCUGCCCAAUGGGAAGCCAGCACCCCGAGCUCAACUGACCUGCACUAAAAAUGGUGGGGCAGAAGUCUGCUCACUCUCCUGCCCCUCCAAUGCCCUCUUCCUUGCAGACUCAGAGAACAGCUACACACUAAGCUGCGGAGUGCCAGUUCAGCCUGUUAAAGCUCCUCAGAAGAGGAAUGCCACCACUGCCUUACCCACCUGUGCCGACACACUGGCGCCGCCAAUCAAGCAGAAGGCCAGGUUUAAGAUCAAAGACGCCAAGUGUCACCUGAGGCCCCGCAACAAAGAAAAGCACAGAGAUUCUUCCAAGCAGAACCUGCAAGGAGGCCAGUUCCCCUGCACUGAGGACUGCCAGGUAACCUUUGUCAACCUCAAAUGUGACUCAUCAAAGAAGCGUCGGCGAGGACGCAAAUCGCCUUCAAAAGAGGUUUCCCACAUCACAGCUGAGUUUGAGAUGGAGAUGAAGGAGGAAGAAGCCUCAGACUCGUGUAAUGUGGACUGCGUGCGGGAGAGGGUGAAGCAGAAGUUGCAGAGCGCCAUGCGGACACUCAGGAAGUCGAUCAACAAACAGCAGUUCUACAUCCAGUUCUCUGGGACAGAGUACGAGGUGGCUCAGAAACCAUCCAAAGUACCGGAGGGCGCUGAGGCCUGCAGCACCGGACAAGUCUUUAGAGAGGGAAAGUGUGUGAGCUGUGGUGUGGGGACGUUCUACAGUGGAGAGCAGGAGCAGUGUGUCCAGUGUCUUUCUGGCACCUACCAGGACACGGGGGGUCAGCUGUCCUGCGAGCCAUGUCCAAGCACUGACGGACAGGGUGUUACUGGAGCCAAGAACGUGUCUCAGUGUGGAGGUCAGUGUCCAGCAGGUCAUUUCUCACCAGACGGAUUUCGUCCAUGCCAGCAUUGUCCGCUCGGCUCCUACCAGCCUGAACCAGGCCGAGUGCUGUGCUUUACCUGUGGAGGAGGCCUCAUGACCAAGUAUGACGGAUCAGUCUCUUUUAGGGACUGUGAGGCCAAAGUGCACUGUGCUCCUGGACACUACUACAACUCCACUACCCACCGCUGCAUCCGCUGCCCAGCAGGAACCUACCAGUCUGACUUUGCGCAGAACUACUGCAUCACUUGCCCUGGAAACACAACCACAGACUUUGAUGGUGCCACCAAUGUCUCCCACUGCAAAAACCAACUGUGCGGAGGUGAGCUGGGAGAAUACACAGGCUACAUUGAGUCUCCUAAUUACCCUGGAGAUUAUCCGUCUAAUGUGGACUGUGUUUGGACCAUCAACCCACCACACAAGAGGCGGAUCCUCAUUGUGGUACCAGAGAUCUUCCUCCCCAUUGAGGACGAGUGUGGAGACGUGCUGGUCAUGAGGAAGAGUGCCCUUCCCACCUCCAUUACCACAUACGAGACGUGUCAGACCUAUGAGCGGCCCAUCGCCUUUACCUCUCGCUCUCGCAAGCUCUGGAUCCAGUUCAAGUCUAACGAGGGGAACAGUGGCAAAGGCUUCCAAGUACCAUAUGUCACCUACGAUGAGGACUACCAGCAGCUGAUAGAGGACAUAGUGCGGGAUGGCAGGCUUUACGCCUCGGAGAACCACCAGGAGAUACUGAAGGACAAGAAGCUGAUAAAAGCCUUGUUUGAUGUGCUAGCCCACCCCCAGAACUACUUCAGGUACACGGCUCAGGAGUCCAAAGAGAUGUUUCCUCGUUCCUUCAUCAAACUGCUGCGCUCCAAAGUGACCAGAUUCUUAAGGCCGUACAAAUAGGCAGGGCCUCCCUAUUGUCCUGCUAAAGACCCCCGUCAUCCUGCGUCAUUCCAGAUCCAGUUACUUCUACCCUGUCUCUAAAUUUCUGAUGUACCCAUUCAUGACUUAAUGUGUCAUACCUCCAUUCGAUAGGUCCUCAACUUUGUUGGUCACAUGUUGCCUUUUCUCCUCUUUGACCCAUUUAAGUAGUAAAACAUUAUUAGCUGAGACCCCUCCCUACAGUGCGUGCAGAUUUUUCUAUAAGGUUUGACUGAUAAGGGUUUUUUAAGACCAGUAUUGAGUUUUAUAAGGUUGUAGAAGAAACCGGAUAUAUUUUAUGUGUAUAUAUUGUUUCUUUGAAUUUGACCAUUUUAUACGUAUAAGUAUACAUUUUAUUUUUUCUGAGAAUAGGAUGUUAAAGGUUUGUGGCUUAGGCAGUGAGGGUAUAACAUCUUGCAAUAUUGGUAAAAUUUAGACACAGCACAGUCUAAGGUCUGAGGUGAGAUAACCUAUCAAACAACACCUCAUUAGGUGAAGAAAAAAAAUAUUCAAUUCAAUUUUAUUUGGAUUGCGCAAAAUCAUAGUAUACAUUAUCUCAAGGCAGUUUACAAACAACAAAACCACAGCAGUCAGAUUUAGUAUAUUGAAUUACAAGUAAACUCUUCAAAUAAAACACAUUUGAUGUUUUAUAGACAUGUCGUGUAGCUGUAGUCAGUGCACCAGAUCAGUAGUGGACCUCUGUGACUGAAUCAUAUCAGAUAUGGAAUUUGCCAUUAAGUGCUGCUAGUUUUGAUGAUUUUUUAAAGCUUCACUAACAAAUGUUGGCUCACAAUCGAACCUAUUCAAAAAGAAUAGGUACUUGAACACUGAAGGAGUAGUUCAACAAUUUUCAGAAAAUGUGCUUGCCAGCUUUCUUGCUGAUAUUUCAAUCAAUCUCACUUCUGUUCAGUAUUCAUAUAACCACAACCAGCAUCCCGACAAUUCACAGAUCAUCAUGGUAUAGCUUUCUUGUUUCAUAUUUUAAAAAGAAAAGAAAGAAAAUGUGUAAAUGGCAAAUUGAGUGUCAGUGGUUGAUUUGCUGUUUCUUGUGUGCAAGGACUCCUGGUCCUAUCCUGGUUCUCAUGAAAGCAGUUAUUUUUGUACCUACAGGUAGAGCAAUGCUGGCUUUUCCUCCCCCAGUCUUGGCAAGAUCACAACUUUCCCAACAUGUUGAACUUGUCCUGUUAAAAUUGCAAAAUAUGAAUCUGUAAAGGCUCAAAAAAGUAAUUAAUUUUGCUUUCCUAAAGUAAAUAUAGUGGCCGAAGAGUUAAGGUAAAGUGGCACUUCAGUGUGUCAAAAAAGUCCACUCUUAGGAAACCUAUAAUUCAGUCAAACCCUAUCUCUGCACCCCAGAUAUGUAUUCCUCUUGUCCGUUUAUCCCCCCCCCCCCCCCUCCCCCAUCCGCCUCUCUCUUUUUAUUUUGUUCUGCUUUAGUGUUUUGGUUUGUUGUUUUGAUUUUGUAAUAUUUAUACUGGACAUGUCAGAACUUACAGAGGCCCACAUCACAGACAUUAUAGACACAGCAUACAUACAUGUAGGAUAUGUAUGUUUGUGUGGAGAUAAACAGGUGUACAUUCCCACACAGAGUGAAUAGGAUUUAUCUUGGAUUUAAUUUCCAUAUUGGUCCUGAUGUGCAUGAGACAGUGAUGAAAAAAAAUUCGGUGCAUUUAAAACACAUUUUAAGAUGAAAACUAUAUUGAAAGAAAUGCAAACCUCUGUGGGUGCUCUAUCCAUCGGCGCACAGGGAAAUAUUACAUGGGAUGAAUCUGAAAGUCUAUAUUGUAAUUUUUUUAAUAUAAAAGAUAUAUAACAAGAUGAGAUAAACUACCUGCAAGUAACAAGAAUGUUACUUUAGAGAGAAAUGUCUGUGAUGUAACUAAUAUUUGGAACUUUAAUUGCACUUGAAUUUUAUAUGUUAAACUGUAGGGAAAAAAGAUCGAAGUUGCGUAUUUGUUACCUUUUUUUUGGUGUUGUUUUGAAAUGUGCCACAUGUGGCAGCGGUGCGAGAGAAAGACAGCUUUCUCCUGUUGCUGCGCCUACUCUGUAGCUUACAGUUCCCCCAAAUCCCUCUGUUACAGAAGCUUCAAACCCCAUUCAUGCACAUAGCGAGGACACAUUCAGACUGAAGUAUCAACAUCUCACAACCUCAUAGACUGUAUGUUGAACCCAAACAAACAGAGAAAACACAUUUACUCUGCAUUAUCAAACUUGCCACCACCACUAGACUUUGUUUUUCCAUGGCCCAGUCCUGUUUCAUUCCUCAAACACUUCCUAUAGCUGCCAGAGAGAGGAAGCAGCACCAUAAAGGCUUCUUGUAUGAUGGCACCACAUACAUACUGUACUACAGUAUAUGCACUACCUGUUUUAAAAAACAACAACUGUGCAUUCACCAAGACACACUCUCUUUCCAUUAAAUAGUUGUGUAUACUAUGCUUUUCUUUUAUAACCCAACUAAAUGUUACUGUGUCGUUCCCAUAGGUACUUAUAUGUCUAUGAAAUCCUAUACUGCAUAUUGAAAAUGGAUUCUAUAUCUGCACAAUCUGACUGGAGUUACAAAACAUGUACAGUGUGAGUUGAGUGUUGGUCUGGAGGUCAAUUUAGUGACAGGGACACAGUCGGAAAAAGAGGCUUCUCCUGUCUGAGUGUCUGUGUGUCUGUGGCAAUUGCAGCUUCCACUUUAGCUAGGUUGUACUGUUCAUAAAAAAAGAGCUUCCCUGACAAAUGAUAAAAACUCAUAUGUAACAUCCCAGAUUGGUGUUAAUGCUUCUCAGUUACUAAACUCCACAGUCCCAUUGCGCUAUGUCAGUGCUUAUUUAUAUGAAUUAUAGCCAUUGUUAUUUCAGGGUAUACUUUAUAUCUUUAGGUUUCCUACCUUCCAGACAGCUGUUUGUGUCAAUUAAUUUCAUGGCAUUAUGGAACCCAACUUUUUGCAAAUUUUGGGGAUAAUUCAUUGAAAGAACUGAUCCUAACUGUGCAUGUGUGUGACAGUUGGUGUCCUCUAGGAAAUUUGACCCUGGACGCUCAGGCCUGUAGCCGACAGUGAGGUUAUGAAACAAUCUCUGAAGCUAACAAAACAAACUCACCUCAAGCUCCAUUGAGUAGCUGAUCUGCAUCUUAAAAUGAUAAAGAAAAUCAAAUUCACUACUUUUCAGUGAUUAUCUUCAUCAUUAACUGGUCCAGACAUAAACCUACUUUACAAGAUUAAGAUACAUUUAUUUAUCCCAAACACAUGCACAGACAUGCACAGGCACACUCAUGCAAUUGUAGGGAAAUGUAACCUCUGCUUUUAACCCAUCUGGUGCAGGACACACAGAGCAGUGAGCAACCGUGUAUGGCGCCCGGGGAGCAGAUGUUGGGGGAGUAAGGUGCCUUGCUCAGGGGCACUAGACAGGGUAGGGAGAAUCCUCUUGGAUUUUUGGACAGAUCAAUCCAGGUUCGUCUUUUUGUUUUUUCUCCGUGGAGUCGAACCAGAGACGAACCAGAGACCUUUUCUGCCCAUAGCCCAAGUGUCUGCCACUAGUCCAUCGCCUCUCCCAUAGUCCACCAUGAAAAUAAAACAUCUCCAGUUAUGGAAUGUUUAUGUCUGUGCACACUGACUUUCAUAGUGUACUGAAAUGAAAACAGCACCUAGAAGGUUGGAAAUCAAGACCCUGUGCUUUGGAAAACAGUCUGCAGCCACGUUAUAUGGCUGAAACAGACAAAGCCACAAAUGUUGUCCUGAAUAGCACUGACCCGGUCAAAGUUGAGGGUCUUUUUGCAAAUUAAGAUAUGAAAUAGUUGAAAACAUAAUGUAAAAAUCAUUCAAAAAUAUAUUUCUAUUGGUAUUGGCUGAUAAUCAUCCCUUAGAUUAGAUACUUUGACCUUAACCCUGAUAGAUAUGUCUGGUAGAUAACUCGCCAAUAAAUAAAGCAUAUUGUUAAAUUCCAGGUAUUGCCAAGCAGCUGCCAUACAGAUAUAUUAUGGAAAAACCUACUUCCAGUUUGAAGUGGGCACUGUUCGCAUGUCACGAGAGAAAACAAUGAUAUGAAAUGCUCUAAAAAUUAUAAUUGACUCUUUUGUUUUCUUGAGAAUGUAUUUAGUUGUGAAUGAGUGGCUGCAUAUAGUGUGUGUGUGUGUGUGUGUGUGUGUGUUUGAGAGAGAGAGAGACAGAGGAGAGAGAGAGAGAGAGUGAGUAAAGAGACUGUGUAUGAGAGUACUUUAGUCCUUUUUGUAGAGGAGUAAUUUUAACAUUUGUGUUAGUCAGUUGUACCCAGAGAGAGAAAGUGUAAUGCAGUGUUGUGCCAUUGUUUGGUCCAUGAAACUCCAGUACUGAACAAAUUAAAACAAACAGUAGCA
Molecule: messenger RNA, 7365 nt
Organism: Platichthys flesus (European flounder)
Lineage: Eukaryota; Metazoa; Chordata; Actinopteri; Pleuronectiformes; Pleuronectidae
Gene: scube1
Product: signal peptide, CUB domain, EGF-like 1
Exons: 22
Coding region: 40-3012 (990 amino acids)
Biological process (GO): signal transduction
Cellular component (GO): cell surface
Molecular function (GO): calcium ion binding
Source: RefSeq, a predicted model, not a curated record